CAUGUGAAUCUUUUGAAAAUGCAAGUCUGGUAUUACUACAUUCAUCUGAUCCUCCGGAAACAAACAAGUAAUGUCGCUGUUCCAGUUAUUAGCGCUGUUCUUCGUUGCGUCACCGCUGUACUCUCGUGUUGCCGUCGGUGACGUAAACUACUACUAUAAGGUUCUACGGCUAGCAAACUCUCGCUCGCCAAAUCUCGUCGCUAGUCGUGCUCCAACAUUCGACAGAAAUUGCUUCUUCUCGCCUGUGCAGUGCAUGUUACCAUUUGGUAACAAGAUACAGGAAGCUAUCUGAGAUACUCUAACGCGUACCGGAUAGAUCUCUUUUGACGGGCUCUGCACUGAUUUCCGUCCAGCUCUUUCACGUAUUACACUCGACUUCCGCACUCUUCAGUGCGGCGAUAGUCACAUUGUAUAGUUUUGUAUUUCCGUUGAUAUCAUCAAGACAUCGAUUGAAAGCAACUAUUUUGAGAGGAAUGGCAAUAAUGAAAGGUGCACAUGUGAUUUGACUGAAGCAUGCUAUUGUUACGAU
This is a messenger RNA of Cylicocyclus nassatus, 529 nucleotides long. NCBI's taxonomy places the organism in Eukaryota, Metazoa, Nematoda, Chromadorea, Rhabditida, Strongylidae. The record is from the annotation of a GenBank genome assembly.